Corticium candelabrum is the source of this 1248-nucleotide messenger RNA. RefSeq names its product G-protein coupled receptor 143-like. The transcript has 2 exons. Gene Ontology annotation, biological process: G protein-coupled receptor signaling pathway. The record is from RefSeq and is a predicted model, not a curated record. Gene Ontology annotation, molecular function: L-tyrosine binding; L-DOPA binding; G protein-coupled receptor activity. Gene Ontology annotation, cellular component: membrane. The coding region runs from base 29 to 1102 and encodes 357 amino acids. Lineage: Eukaryota; Metazoa; Porifera; Homoscleromorpha; Homosclerophorida; Plakinidae.
CCGGAGAAGAGUUUUUGAGACUAGUUUCAUGGCUGCACCGGUGGGAGAAUCAUUCUACUGUAUUCCAGAAGACGUCCUAGACCAGCACCAGUGUAUUAUCUACUCUGCUCUCAGUGUUGCAACUGGACUGCUCGGAUUUUUUGGUGCUCUUUAUCAGCUAACAAUAUGGAAACCUCAUUACAGCAGUCGAGUGCAGCAUUUGGACAGCAUUCUGCAAGGCAAUGCACCAGAGCCACUGCAGCGGAGCUCAACCAUUGUGUUCAGUCUAGCAUUGUCUGACUUGUUUGCAUGUGCUUUCAUUAUUCUGAAAGGAGUGGCCCUUCCCCUGAUAGACAGACCGUCAAGCAUUGGAGAUCAUCAUCAAUACAAAGUGGCAAGCAUAAGUUACGUAUACUGGGGGCUACCACUCGAAAGUUGUGAGCGUUUCUUCUAUGUGUGCACAUACCUGUGGACUCUCUGCUUUGCUGUUGACAUUCUACUCAAGUUGACUGGUAGGCAUCCAGAUCAACGAUUGUAUCAUUUGAUAUGGCCAUUGGCAGCUCUUCUGAUUGGUGCAAGCCUUGGUAUUUUGCUGACUGGAAGUAUCGACUACUGCACUGUUUGCCUUCAACUGCAAUUGGCAUACAUUCCAUCAUUCUGGUUACCCGUGUUUACAGUCAUGGUUGCUAACCCUCUGCUUUACUUUGUCAGUUCGCAUCGAAUUCGAGACCAAUUGCGGUCAACAGGUCGUUAUACUGAUGAUGAAAGACACCUACUAAAUGUUGUGAAAAUAAAAUUCCUCCUCAUGAUGUUUGUCUUUUACUUUUGCUGGUGGACUGCAAUCAUGGCAUUAGUGAUAAAUGUUCAAGAUCAGUGCACUCACAAAACAUAUAGCAUCCUACUAAUUUUGAGUGCAGCAUUUAAUCCUCUCCAAGGCCUUCUCAAUUGUCUGGUUUAUGGAAAGCAUCAUUGGUUUUCUAAGCUUGUUGGAAGAGCCUCAUUUGUGCGUUAUGAAACACCUUCACCUUCUAGUGAAAAUGACUUGUUUAGAGACCAAAGCCCAUCAGGGAUGAUGGAUUUCACUACUAGUGGAUCAUCAAUCCAUGCAGCAUCACAGCAUUGAUCACAGGACAUGACUAACCAACAAACUGACCCAUUGACUUGCACAUUCAUACAGUACUUUGUUCUCUAGCUGAAUUAAACAUUAGUAUAUACAAUAGUUAGACUAAAAUAAUAUUCAGAAAUCCUUGCAUUCCUAAUAAACAUGUC